AUGAAGAUAUCUUUAUAUGAUGACUUUUCCAUUAUUAGCGAAAUAUACUUCACAAGGUUCAUCGGAUGCCUAUGGACACUUGUUGCAUCAGAUGGUCAAUUCUUAAUAAGUUAUGUAUUACAAGAUGAAAACAGACAAGUUAGCAAGGUAACUAAUGAAAAAAUGCUUUUUGAACAAAUAUAUCCACUUUUGCCCAAUGUAUUUGCGGAACUAAAGGAUAUUGAAAUUGAUCAAUCAGUUUCAGUCAAUUAUCAUUAUUAUCCAUGUGGUGAUUUAGAAUCAUUCAUCAAAAGUGGUGAUGUUGCUGCUCUCACAACUGUUCAGCGCCUCAAAAUUGCCUAUGGAAUUGCAUUAUCAAUUAAAAUUAUGAAUGAUAAUGGCCUUUAUUUCAAAUAUCUAGCCUCAUCCUCUGUUUUCCUUGAUGAGAACUUUGAACCUCACAUAACAAAUUAUGCUUUUCCCGUUUCAGAAGUUCAUAAAUCAAUUCAAGAUAAUAUUUUUGAACUUGGCUCAAUAUUCGAAAGUUUAUCGGCAGACUCAAAUGAUUUCUUGUAUCAUCUUUCAAUUCAGUGCAAGAAAUCAAACAUAAGCAUAGAACAAAUUUUAGAGAAAAUCAUUUCAUUUUCUCGGACAUUAGAUGUAUCAGAUGAAGAAAUAUUUAUCCAGUAUAUGCAGUUUGCUGAGUCCAAUAUUGCUGGUUCUGAGCAUGGAAAUUUAGAAAGUACUAUCCAAGCUAUGAAAGUUGGAAGUACUCAUGCAAAGGACUUAAUUGAAUAUAUGGUUGACAUGGAGUUCAUUGAAGAAUGCAAAAAGAUAUAG
Molecule: messenger RNA, 819 nt
Organism: Trichomonas vaginalis G3
Lineage: Eukaryota; Parabasalia; Trichomonadida; Trichomonadidae
Product: protein kinase-like (PK-like) family
Exons: 1
Coding region: 1-819 (272 amino acids)
Source: RefSeq, a predicted model, not a curated record